UGUGCUUCACUCUGCUCUCAUUUUGGCAGCGGCAGCAGUUAGGGCAACACACUGCUGUGGUCAUGAUGAGUGCCGGGGACGUGGUCUGCACGGGCUGGCUCGUUAAAUCCCCCCCGGAGAGGAAACUCAGGAGAUUUACAUGGAGGAAACGCUGGUUUGUGCUUCGUAGAGGCCGCAUGAGCGGCAAUCCUGAUGUUCUUGAAUACUAUCGGAGCAAGAGUUCCAAAAAGCCUAUCCGUACCAUUGACCUCACAGAGUGUGAGGUCCAAAUGUACAACGACCACCUCCGGAUAAAGCGGGACUUGGAGGGGAAGCACCUCUUUGUGGUGAAGACCUCAUCUCGCAUUUUUUACCUAGUGGCCAAAACAGAGGAGGAAAUGAACAGCUGGAUCAGCAGCAUCAGUCAGAUCUGCAAGUUUGGAAGCCUGGACGAUGCCGAGAGUUCAGAAGAAAACCUUCCCCACACUCCAACCUCCCUUCAACUCUCACCUGACAGCUCAGACGGGGUGUCUGUGUCAAGCCAAGCGGGAUCCACUCAUCAACUGGACUAUCUCUUUCUGUCACUCUGUGAGACAGGCACCGUGAGCAUGAGCAGACAUGACAGCUCUUCCAACUCAGAGAUCUCUCUGGAACAGAAGUCAUCAGAUGAUGCUAUUAAGGACAUUGCUCCCUCGCCUUUUUGCACUGAUUCCUCAUCAUCCUCGGUUUCUCACGCUAGCCCCAGUCCAUGUCUUUUUGCCAGUGGAAGGUUGGCUAACCACUGUUUCAGUGCUCCGUGCAUGCCUUUGCCAUCAUCCACUUCCUCUCCUCUGCCACAUCACUGUGCCUCAAGUGUCUUCCAGUUUGACAAACCUUAUUCCUCAGCAUCAUUCGAGGCAGCGGGUGACAGGCAAACGCCCCCUCCGCUUCCACCGAAGCCUAAUCACCUGUCAGAGCAGCUGAAUGAGGAACGCGCUUACAGUCGGAAGAUAAUGCCUGCACCUCCUUUUUCAGACCCCACCGCAAUGAUUUCCAGGAGAAUCUCUUUCUCAGGCCUGGAACAUUUCAGAACAGGGGAUGCUGAGAGCAGAGCAAUGAUGCUCAGGAGACAGAGUCUUAAUUUGCUGCCACAUUUAAAUGGCACACAAAUUCAAAGCCAUGAGGAUGAGUCAUACGUCCCCAUGACGUCCCCUCUCUCCGUUACCAGCGGAGAUGGUGACGGUUACAUUCCAAUGAGUCCCAGGACAUUCAUGUUCCUGAAUUCAAAUGGCACUGAUGACUCUUGCACACCCAUUGGACCACUAAUGGACCUCUGUGGAGAUCCUUCACCACCACCAGUCCACCGGCACCUCAAGCCUCGCAGGAGAGCUCGACCUCCACCUCUUGACCUAAGAGGCCUCUCUACAAUCACAGAAUGUCCCACUCAUUUUCCGCUGAGCAGAACACUGAUUAAAUCAUGUGUUUUGCCAAACUCUCUACCACUUGAAAGAAGAAAUGAAAAUGUGGAAAAUGCAAGGGAUGAAGGCCUAAGCUGCAACGCAAAUUUGUUUAUGGCCUUUGAGGGAGCAGUUCAACCAUGGUUAAGGAGAACAAACCUCGAUUACUUGUCCCUGGAUUUUAAUUCAGCAUCUCCGUCUCCUGUGCAGAAGCAGAAGCCCUUUCUGCCUGAUGAGUACAAAGUGGAUUACGUGCAGGUGGAUGAAAAGAAAACUCAGGCUCUCCAAAACACAAAGAUGGAGUGGACAGAUGUCCGGCAGUCAAAAACCUGAAUGAAAAUUACAUCAAAUCAGAGACACAUCAGCACGGAGACGUCACAACAAGGAACAAAUGCAAUUUAAAAGUACUUUUGACAAAUCCUUUUGAAAUAACAGCAAUAAAUGAGAUUCUCAUUUCUGGAGUAGAGACACUG
This is a messenger RNA of Thalassophryne amazonica, 1888 nucleotides long. Its product is annotated as GRB2-associated-binding protein 3-like. Lineage: Eukaryota; Metazoa; Chordata; Actinopteri; Batrachoidiformes; Batrachoididae. The record is from RefSeq and is a predicted model, not a curated record.